AUGGCUGGCGGCGUGCCGCUGGCCAAGGGUGCGGUGCGGCAGGGCCGGACGUGCACGUCCUGCGUCAGCAAGAGAGGGCGAGCGGUCGUCAACUGGGGGACGGCGCUCAAGUGCCAGGGCUGCAGGCUGCCCAAGGCCACGUGCUUCGGGGCGAACGUUCCGCUCCCCGCGGCGGCCGAGUCGAAGUCGAAGUCGGGUGCGACGCCUGGCGGCGGCAGCGGCAAUGCCCCUCCCUGGGCUGGUCAGCCGCCCUCGGUGCAGCUGGCCCAGGCGCAGCGCGAGCUCGCGGACCUCAAGAAACAGUUCAAGGCCAGUGGGCCAGCCAGCGCUGGCGGGCCGUUCGGCGGGGCGCAGGCCAUGGAGGUCGACGACGGCGAGAGCGCUGGAGCUGGCGACGCGGCGGUGCUCGCCGAGGUCCACAUGUGCGAGUCGGGCCUGUGCGCCAUGAAGGACCAGACGGCGGACUGGGCCACGGCGCCGCGGGAGGAGCUUCGCGCCAGGCUGGAGAAGGCCAAGGCGCGGCUCUUCGCCAGCAAGCCGCUCCACGCGCGGACGCAUGCCGUCGCCAACGAGGCCAAGCAGUGCGCCGAGCGCCUGGAGAAGGCGGAGGGCAACAAGCGUAAGGCGCGGGAGGCCUUGCGGCGGGCUGUGGAGGAGGUGGAACGCGCGGAGAAGGUGCGCGCCGACCUCCUGGAGCAGCGGGCGGCGCUGCAGGCCGAGCUGGCGCAGCUGCAGCAGCAGGCGCACCAGGCUCCACCGCCGCGGGCUGCGGGCCAAGCCAUGGCGCAGGACGUCAUCGGCGGGCUCGGCAUCACGGUGGGCGAGCUGGAGACCAUCGUGCUGCAGCAGCUCUCGGCCCACUCGGACGAGGAGCAGCCUAUGCCAGCGGAGGACCUCGCCAGCACCGCAGGGGCGGUGCGUGAGGGCGCAGAGCGGGACGGGCAGUCCCAGCCAGCGCCCGAGGCAGCAGCGCCUGGAGGUGGCAGCAGCACGGCCGUCGCAGAGCGCUGGCAGCCUGAGGAGGAGUCGGUGGAGCAGCUCCAGCAGCAGCUGCGGAAGCACGACCUGGAGCUCGAUGCGGGGGCUUCCAGCCUUACUCGGAUCCUGCUGUUCCCCAGCGCGUGGUUUGGCGCCAUGUCGAAGAGCAGCAUCAUUGCGGCGAACGUGACGGCGGGGGGGUCCCUGACGCCGUGCGUUGAGGGCAUCUGCGAGCGGGCAGAGGCCGUGGUCGUCCUGGUCCAGGAGCACCGCGCCAGGGGCCGCGACAGGCUGGCCGCCUUGCAAAUGCCGUGCUGGACUAUGGGUACGCGGGGCUUUGGGCGCCAGCAGUCCAGGGGCCCCGCGGCGAGGCAGGCACCUCUGGCGGGGAUGGCGGUGCUGGCGCGCUCGCACAUCACAGUCACCAGCCCGCCUUUCCUGGAGAGCCCCGUGCUGCUGGCCGCGCGUCUGGUGGCCGCCCAUGUGCACUGGGGCGUGGCGGGCGGGUUCGUCGCCGUCUCUGCGUACUUCCACGACGGUGUGGAGUGGAAAGCGGACAACCAGCGCAAGGCGCAGGUCGUGGAGGCGUUGACCGACGCGGGGUGCGCUGGUGGUGAUCGCGCCGUGUCCUGGGCAGGGCGGAGGCAGGGCGGCGCCGCGGGCGUUGCCGCGCGGCUGCGGCGGCGCGGCGUCCGCGUGGCGCGGUCGCCGCCCAGGGCGGCCCUGCCGCAGCGGCCGCCGCGGCCGCUGGCCCUGGGGCGCAGGCUGGACCGCUGGGGGCGGUGGUGGAUCGAGCCGUUGCUCGACGCCGACGGUGCGGCCAGCGACUGGCUCGACCACUGCGUCCCGUGUGCGGAGGCGGCCUUCGCCCAGCCCAGCGCGGCUCGGCAGCUGGCGGAGGCGUGGUGCCGCCGCGCCUGGAGCCGCGGAGCGAGGCUGCGCGGUGCCUACGCCAGGUAUCGCUCGGGCCUCACGCUGAGCCAGCGGUGCGUCACCGACAGCAUGCGGAGGUGCGAGGUGUACUGCCUCCGCAGCUGGCUGGCGGCGCAUGCGGGCCUGCCGUCCGCGCUGGGGUGGGCGCGGGCGGCGGCGUCGCAGGGGCACAGCGGCGGCGAGGGCAGCGCCGCGGGCGAGGGCGUCGAGCGGCGCCGCGGCGCAGGCGGAGACACCGUCGUCGUGUCGUUCGGCCUGGCCAUCGACCUCAUCUGA
Molecule: messenger RNA, 2187 nt
Organism: Prorocentrum cordatum
Lineage: Eukaryota; Dinophyceae; Prorocentrales; Prorocentraceae
Source: the annotation of a GenBank genome assembly